This is a messenger RNA of Perca flavescens (yellow perch), 1904 nucleotides long. Its product is annotated as males-absent on the first protein-like. The record is from RefSeq and is a predicted model, not a curated record. The transcript has 2 exons. NCBI's taxonomy places the organism in Eukaryota, Metazoa, Chordata, Actinopteri, Perciformes, Percidae. The coding region runs from base 1 to 630 and encodes 209 amino acids.
AUGGAGGGAGAAGGAGAGGCAGAGAAACAAGAAAAGGUUGGUGGAAAAGAAGAAGAGAUGGAAGAAGAAGGAGAGAAUGAGCCAGCCAACCAGCUCGAUGGAUCAGAUGCCUAUCAACCAUUUCCUCCAUCAGCUCCAUCAGCUUCAUCAGCUCUACAAUGUGCUGAAACGCUGAGUCAUGCUGGUGCAGAAACAGGAAAUGAAGCUCCCAGAGACCUGACAGAAGAAGAGAAAGGCUCGGCCGCUGCCAGCCAACCAAACGGGGACAUUUAUCCCACAUGGCCGAGCCACGACAAAGAGCCGCAGACGGAGGGAGCUUCUCUCACACAAACCGCCUCCGUGACCGACUCGAGUCUGAGUCUGAGCGAGGAGGAAACACCGAGGUCGGAGGAGCCAGAGCGACUUGAAACGCCAUCGCUGACUUCCUCUUCUGGAGGACAUCGAGCGGAAACAGCAGCUGACGACAUCCGAGAUAUUACACCUGAACUACGGACAGGUUGCAGGCUGGAGCAGAAACAAGUGUCGUUGAUGGAUGCAGCUGCUGAGUCAUCGUUAACGGCUGACGAGAAAGCAAAAAGCUCAGUCCGUCCCCAAACUCAUCCAGCACAGGAAGCCCUGCGAUGGACGUGAAGGAGGACAAAGGAGACAAAGAGGAAGAAGGUAAAAACAAUGUGAACGGCGAGGCGGACGCAGCGGAGGACAAGAAGAAAGGCAGCGGCCAGACGUCAUUGUACAAAACUGUGUCCUACAGAAGGAUCCGUAGAGGAAACACCCGGCAGAGGAUUGAUGAGUUUGAGGCCAUGAUGGACUCGUGAUCAAACCAACCCUAAAUAUUGUCAAAGGGUUUAGUUCUGAUGGCUUUUUGUGUUCUUGUGCUUGAGGAUGACGACACCUAGUGGUAACCAACGCAUUCUCAUGAACGGGUUCGUUGAUAUCGAACAAAAAGUUACGUAGGCCUACAAUAAUUCCUAUGACAUCUUACAAAAUAGGCGCCUCCAUGCCGGCUGGUCACGUGACAACCAAUCACAGGAAAGUUAAGUUCAGUAGGCGGUCUUCACAGUUACAUUUAGCCAAGAAAAGGUUACAGGGAGCCCGGUGUCGUUUCAGGACCCGAUGCAGUUGAGUUUAGUUGACAAAAAGUGACUUUAAGUCGGGUAGAGAGCACCACAAGCUGUCGGUCAUUACAGGGACCGUGGCAGUUGAGUUUAGCCGACAAAAAGUGAGCGUUAUGCAGCGACGACAGUUAAGUCUCUAGGCACCAAAAUGACUAGUUAAGUUUAGGAAAAAGAUUGUGUUUAGUAGUACUCGUGCAGGACAUGGGGGUUGAACCCUCAGGUUUUAGGACCCACCCAUCCUCCCCAACAUCCUCACUCACUCACAAGUCACUAUGGUGCUGACAACAUAUGUGGAAAACAUAAGAAUUACAGUGCAUUACUUUUUCGUAGUGAUAUGUACGAAUGGUUUAUGAGAACAACUUGUGGUAACACAAAGAGAAAAGUAGUGGGUCAGGAUAGAGCCGUGUGGCACGCAAUAUUGAAAUGGAACUUUUCCGAUUUUGUGAAUGAAAGGCGCUAAAUACAUAUAUAUAUAUAUAUAUAUUAUUUGUUUGUAUAGCACCUAAAGGCCACAGGUUUGAGCUCUCAGUUAAUGAAAAUGUUUGUCAUCAAAGUGUCGUCCAGCAGAAUCAAAUCACUUCUAUUUUUGUAGCUGUUUGUUCACAGCACACCAUAUUUUGGGUACACCAUUUUCCAGAGCCUAUAAGUUAAGUGGCAUUUUUACAGAGUUAAGUCUACCAGGCAGACCCUAUUUGAGGAUGUGAUACCGGACAAUAAAAAUGUUUAAAACUGGUCUCAAAUCAAUUUUAUAUUUUAUUUUUCUUCACUGGUGGUAUUUUCAUUAACAGA